AUGAAGCAUAUGUUGAACCUUUAUAUCUUGGGUGUGGUGUUGGCCCUGCUUUCCAUCUUCAUUGGACUGAUGGAGUCACUGGGGGUCUUACUGGAGGGCCCAUUGUCUGGGAACUCCUGGACCACCAGAGGUCAACUAGCCCACCCAGAGACCCCCAAGGGUCUUCCAGACCAUCCAUCUCAGUCCAGAUUAUGCAACUUCAGCUGUUGGGAGAUGGUGAUGAUUCCCCCCAUUCCCUAA
Messenger RNA from Chrysochloris asiatica (Cape golden mole), 240 nucleotides. RefSeq names its product hypoxia inducible lipid droplet-associated (gene HILPDA). Bases 1 to 240 code for a protein of 79 amino acids. The record is from RefSeq and is a predicted model, not a curated record. The transcript is spliced from 2 exons. Gene Ontology annotation, biological process: positive regulation of cytokine production; positive regulation of lipid storage; positive regulation of cell population proliferation. Gene Ontology annotation, cellular component: lipid droplet. NCBI's taxonomy places the organism in Eukaryota, Metazoa, Chordata, Mammalia, Afrosoricida, Chrysochloridae.